GCUGGGCCCGGGCGGGCGAUGCGGGAGGUGCAGGCCGCCCGUUCCCCUCGCCCGCGCCUCCGGGACGGCUGCGGGAGGCCCCCCCGGCAGCCGGAGGGCUCCCCAGCUCCACUCUGACGGCGGCGGCGGCGGCGGCGGCCACAGCAGCAGUGGGAGCGGCGCGGAGACCAAGCGCCCGCUCGCGCUCUCGGGCCCUCGCCCCCACCCAGCUCCAGCCAGAGGGGGGGAGGCGGAGCGCCAGAGGGUGGCGGUCCUAGGCCUCCCGGGUCUCCGCUCCGGGAAGCUGCUCCGAGCUGGGGCCAGAGGGUUGUUUUGCAGUUGUGUUGAGCACAUUACACAUUAAGGGCCCUUUAAAGACCUGGAUUGAUUGGAAGGACAAAAAUUAAAAGCAAUCUGAUCCGGCCUCAUGCCAGAUCCCUGCAGAUUUUCUCCCUAUCCCAUUUCCAUCUACUGUCACAGUUUGAGAGUCUGCCUGAGUUGAUCAGAUUCACCUCUGGGAGAGGUGUAAUGCCAAGGUUAGGAGAACAGCAGGUUAUGGGCAGCUUUUUGAUCUGCCCAUCAGCAGUCUGAGAAACGCUGGCUCUGAAUUUUCCGUAUCAGCUUUUUGGAAAAAACAAGUUCCUCGCUAUUUGCAAACCUACAGUGCUUGAGUCCCUGGGACACCCUGGCCACCAUUGCUCGGUAGAUGUGGCUUUUCCAUGCUGAGGCUGCAAGUCCCACCUGACCCCGUCGCUGCCUCUCCAGGGCCUCUCCGGGCCCCGCCCCUGAGGACUCCACAGCCAUGCUGCACCUGCUGGCGCUCUUCUUGCACUGUCUCCCACUGGCCUCUGGGGACUAUGACAUCUGCAAAUCCUGGGUGACCACAGAUGAGGGUCCCACCUGGGAAUUCUACGCCUGCCAGCCCAAGGUGAUGCGCCUGAAGGACUACGUCAAGGUGAAGGUGGAGCCUUCAGGCAUCACGUGCGGAGACCCCCCUGAGAGGUUCUGCUCCCAUGAGAACCCAUACCUGUGCAGCAACGAGUGUGAUGCCUCCAACCCGGACCUGGCCCACCCACCCCUGCUUAUGUUUGACAAGGAGGACGAGGGGCUGGCCACGUACUGGCAGAGCGUCACAUGGAGUCGCUACCCAAGCCCCCUGGAAGCCAAUAUCACCCUUUCCUGGAACAAGAGCGUGGAGCUGACAGAUGACGUGGUGGUGACCUUCGAGUAUGGCCGGCCCACGGUCAUGGUCCUUGAGAAGUCUCUAGACAAUGGGCACACAUGGCAGCCCUACCAGUUCUAUGCUGAGGACUGCAUGGAAGCCUUCCACAUGCCUGCUCGCCGGGCCCGGGACCUGUCAUCCUCCAGCGUCCACCGGGUGCUAUGCACCGAGGAGUACUCACGCUGGGCAGGCUCCAAGAAGGAGAAGCAUGUCCGUUUUGAGGUGCGAGACCGCUUCGCCAUCUUUGCCGGCCCUGACCUGCGCAACAUGGACAACCUCUACACACGGCUGGAGAGUGCCAAGGGCCUCAAGGAGUUCUUCACCCUCACAGACCUGCGAAUGCGGCUGCUGCGCCCAGCAUUGGGUGGCACCUACGUACAGCGGGAGAACCUCUAUAAGUACUUUUAUGCCAUCUCCAACAUCGAGGUCAUUGGCAGGUGCAAGUGUAACUUACAUGCCAACCUGUGCUCCGUGCGUGAGGGCAGCCUGCAGUGUGAGUGUGAGCAUAACACCACCGGCCCAGACUGUGGCAAGUGCAAGAAGAACUUCCGCACACGGUCCUGGCGGGCCGGCUCCUACCUGCCGCUGCCCCAUGGCUCCCCCAAUGCGUGUGCUGCUGCGGGCUCCGCCUUUGGCAACUGUGAGUGCUACGGCCACUCUAACCGCUGCAGCUACAUCGACUUCCUGAACGUGGUGACCUGCGUCAGCUGCAAACACAACACUCGUGGCCAGCACUGCCAGCAUUGUCGCCUGGGCUACUACCGCAAUGGCUCCGCAGAGCUGGAUGAUGAGAACGUCUGCAUUGAAUGUAACUGCAACCAGAUCGGCUCCGUGCAUGACCGCUGCAACGAGACAGGCUUCUGUGAAUGUCGAGAGGGCGCGGCCGGGCCCAAGUGCGACGACUGCCUCCCCACGCACUACUGGCGCCAAGGCUGCUACCCCAACGUGUGCGACGACGACCAGCUGCUCUGCCAGAACGGCGGCACCUGCUUGCAGAACCAGCGCUGCGCCUGCCCCCGCGGCUACACUGGCGUGCACUGCGAGCAACCCCGCUGCGAUCCCGCGGACCAAGACGGCGGCCUGGACUGCGACCGCGCGCCGGAGGUCGCCCCGCGCCUCGCCACCCUGCUCAGCUGCCUGCUGCUGCUGGGGCUGGUCGCCCGCCUGGGUUUCUGAGCUCGUCUGGAGGACCCUC
Messenger RNA from Orycteropus afer afer, 2396 nucleotides. The record is from RefSeq and is a predicted model, not a curated record. Lineage: Eukaryota; Metazoa; Chordata; Mammalia; Tubulidentata; Orycteropodidae.